Messenger RNA from Penaeus vannamei (Pacific white shrimp), 705 nucleotides. Lineage: Eukaryota; Metazoa; Arthropoda; Malacostraca; Decapoda; Penaeidae. The record is from RefSeq and is a predicted model, not a curated record.
UUGCUUUGCUUCCUAAUGAUCAUCGACACAAUAUUUAAGUCCAGCUCGCCGUUGCUGCCAACACAGAGCGUCGAGUCUGCGGUGGAAGAGGGACCUCUGCUUCUCGUCUGUGAAAUGGCCUCGUUCGCACUGCGCUCGUGUUUUGUUUUGGCUGCGCUGCUGAUGACAAGUUUUGUGUGUGGAACGGGCGUCAUUAAAGUAAAGCCUGGCCAAUGCCCCGGGCUCAAAGCCUCGAACACACCUGGCCAUGACAACCCUUGUACUUACGACUUCGACUGUCCACUCACCCUGAAGUGCUGUCCCUUCGGAGCACCUGAAGCCAUGGCUAGAAUAUGUGCAGAGCCAUUUUUUGGCCCCUUCCACUGAUUGGCAACAGCCUCAAUUUAAACACAUGGCUUGUUGAUAGCUCCGCCGAAACAUAGAUAAGGUUAAGUAUGCAGGUGCACACAUUAAAUUGGUAAAAUUAAACAUUAUUAAAAUGUUAUUGAUUCAUAAUUAGUAGACUGUUUACUCUAAAACUCAUAUUGUUUUUGUGUUCUUCAGAGCAUUAUAGAAAAUUAUCUUUAAAAAACAAAAAACAGUUAUCAUGAUGAUUUACAAUGUAAACAAAUAAAUUUAAGGUUUAGCAUUUGCUAAUUCUGUCCUUUGCUAUAGCAACGAAAAUGUUAUUUCUAUUGGAAAAUGAAUAUAACUAAACGGUCAGAA